UUGUUGUAGGUUCCCCUCAGCCUGAGCUGUGCUGCAGCCAUGCUUAGGCUCCGCUUGCUAACAUGGGAUGUGAAGGACACCCUGCUGCGGAUGCGGCAGCCGGUGGGGGAGAGCUACGCAGCCGAGGCCCGGGCUUACGGGGUGCAGGUGCAGCCAGAGGCUCUGGCUCGGUCGUUCCGGGAGGCGUACGGAGAACAGAGCCGGCAGUUCCCCAACUACGGCCGGGGCCAGGGCCUCAGCUCCCGGCAGUGGUGGGUCGACGUCGUGAAGCAGACCUUCAGGCUCUCGGGUGUGCACGAAGACAAAGUGCUGACGCUGAUGGCAGAAAAGCUCUACCAGGACUUCUGCAGCGCCGGCAACUGGGAGCUGCUGCCGGGCGCCAGCGAGACCCUGAGGCAGUGCCGCCAGCGAGGCUUCCGCAUGGGGGUCGUCUCCAACUUCGACCAGAGGCUGGAAACCAUCCUCUGCCAGUGCAACCUGCGGCACCACUUCGACUUUGUCCUCACCUCCGAGGGCACAGGCUUUGCCAAGCCGGAUGGGAGGAUCUUCCAGCAGGCUCUGGGCCUCGGCGGGGUGCCCCCGGGGCAGGCGGCUCAUGUCGGGGACGACUAUAGCCGGGAUUACCGAGCAGCCAGGGCCGUGGGCAUGCACAGCUUCCUGCUCUGCACUGCCCAGCAGGGUGUGCAGCCGGACGUGCUUCCCGAGCACGUCCUGCCCACACUCAGCCACCUCCUGGCUCUCAUUGAGAAGGGGUAACUGCGUGCUAGAGGAGGACCAGCACUGCUGCUGAGCCCUGCACUGCUCCUGGGGGAAAUUUCUCACUGCUGGUUGGGCCGGGAAAGGCAACUGGUGCUUGUGGAACUGUGCUGCCAGUGUAGCAGGAAGGUAGUGAUGAAAUAAAAUGCAUCUGGCACUCAGCAUCACUGCUGAUGUCCUUCAGAACUCUAAGAACACCAUGGAAG
This is a messenger RNA of Indicator indicator, 962 nucleotides long. RefSeq names its product haloacid dehalogenase like hydrolase domain containing 3 (gene HDHD3). Bases 40 to 756 code for a protein of 238 amino acids. The transcript has a single exon. The record is from RefSeq and is a predicted model, not a curated record. NCBI's taxonomy places the organism in Eukaryota, Metazoa, Chordata, Aves, Piciformes, Indicatoridae.